Leptopilina heterotoma is the source of this 873-nucleotide messenger RNA. RefSeq lists its product as uncharacterized. The transcript has a single exon. The coding region runs from base 1 to 873 and encodes 290 amino acids. The record is from RefSeq and is a predicted model, not a curated record. NCBI's taxonomy places the organism in Eukaryota, Metazoa, Arthropoda, Insecta, Hymenoptera, Figitidae.
AUGGGAGCUAAAUUAGAAAUUCCUAAAGGGUAUGGUCCUUAUGUUUUUCGUAUACAUGGACAAGUUUAUCAUAAUACAUAUGCUCUUCAUCCUAAUGAUGGUGACAGUUUAAAAUAUGGUCAGCUGUAUAUUCUUGAUACUAAUGAAGCUGUAUUUGAACGAUUAAAAAAUGAAUCGAAUAAAAAAUGUUUACCAUCAUUACUGGAAGGAAUAGAUAAAUUAUUAAGAGAGGUUAGUCCAUUUGCAGAUGCCUUGAAAAUGAUGAGAGAAGUAGAAUUAGAAGAAGAAACUAGAGCGAAAUUGGAAAAUAAACCUAUAAGGGAUAUUCAAAUGUGGAUCAAACGGGAUAGAUCAUUAAAUCAAAGUAAAUUCAAUGUACCAUCUUGUAAUGAAGUAGCAGUUGUAUUUGUGAGUGAAAAUGGUGAACCUCCAGUGGAUCGUGAUAUAUGUAUACAUCCAAAAGGUUCUGAAAGUAUUCCCAUUUCUAUUCUUAGUGCAAACGCUGAUCCUAUGAUAUAUCCUUUAAUGUUUCCUUCAGGUGAUUCAGGAUGGACUGUAAACAUUAAGCAAAUUAAUAGUGUUCGUAAUGUUAUUGCUUUACAAUUUUAUAUGUAUCGCCUUUCUUACAGAGGAAUGUUUAAUCCAUGUACGCAAAUGGGAAAAUUAAGUCAACAAUUUAUAGUUGAUAUUUGGUCAAAAGUCGUAGCUGGACGCAUAAGUUUCAUUUAUAAAAAUCAAAAACAACUUCGAGUAGAAAUGUACUGUGGAUUAAUGGAUUAUGUACAUAAUAAAGCAAAUAGAGAAAAUGUAAAACCAGGAAGAAUAAUUAUUUUACCAUCAACAUUUACUGGAGGACCACGUUCGUAUCAAUAA